GAUGGCCGAUUAAUAUUUGUCAAUGAUGAAGGAUCUAGAACACCGGAUAAAAUUGAGUUUGGCAAAUAUAAUGGGGCCCGCUUUAAUGACGGAAGGUGGCAUUUGUUUAAGAUCAACCGCCAGGGAAGAAAGAUAAGUCUAAGUGUUGAUGAUCGACACCAAGAGGAGUAUACCUUUCCAAGAGAUGUUCAGUUCCUGGCUCCGGGCGAGGUUUUCCUCGGCGGCAGCUUGAACAGUCCUGCUGCUACAGGAGAUUUGGCUGUUCCAAACUUUAAUGGGGGGAUGGCUUUG
Candidula unifasciata is the source of this 291-nucleotide messenger RNA. NCBI's taxonomy places the organism in Eukaryota, Metazoa, Mollusca, Gastropoda, Stylommatophora, Geomitridae. The record is from the annotation of a GenBank genome assembly.